AUGAUGGAGCAGCUACCUCCUACCAUGACCAGAGGAUGGCUUGAAGACGUGCGAAAAGAAGAAGAGAAGGCUCGGGAGCAGACGGAUGCUGAUACUUCAAACACAGAUUUGACUGAUAUCACAUCCAUAGCCGAAUCUGACUCGAGCAUUCCGUCGCUCAGUUCAUCCUCUGAUGAAAUGAGCGAUGAGGAGGAUUAUUUGACUAAGUUAGUGAACAGGACGGAAGAAGACCAAAGUCUGUUGGUCUGA
This is a messenger RNA of Cylicocyclus nassatus, 249 nucleotides long. NCBI's taxonomy places the organism in Eukaryota, Metazoa, Nematoda, Chromadorea, Rhabditida, Strongylidae. The record is from the annotation of a GenBank genome assembly.